Messenger RNA from Plasmodium vinckei vinckei, 2055 nucleotides. RefSeq names its product conserved Plasmodium protein, unknown function. The transcript has 7 exons. The record is from RefSeq and is a predicted model, not a curated record. Bases 1 to 2055 code for a protein of 684 amino acids. NCBI's taxonomy places the organism in Eukaryota, Apicomplexa, Aconoidasida, Haemosporida, Plasmodiidae.
AUGGAAGAUACUAUAGCAAAUAUGAGUGAAGAAAAUUUAAAUUAUAUUAAAACAUGUAUCGGAUAUUCCUUGGCGAAAUCCAUGCUAUAUGCAAUAAAGACAGACACAGAAGACCCUUUAAAUGUUAUAAGCCAACAACUAAAAAACUUUACAACCUUCAAUGAAGACAAAAAAAAAAAGAAAAAAAAAUUCAUAAAAAAAAUAAAUUCAUACCAUAUUAAAAUACAUGAUGAAAUAAAUAGAAAUUUCACAAAAAAUUGUAUUAAAGAUUUAUAUAAAUUUGGGCGCGAAAAUGAUGGCACUUUAUUCGAAAAACUGGAAAGCUUAUUAAAUAUAAUUAAAAAUGUUUUAGAUGUUGAAAAUGUAUAUAUAGGAAAAAUGUAUACAGAGAUAGAAAAUGAAAAAAAGACAGGAAAAAAAAAAAAGAAUACGCAUAAAAAAAAUAUCUUGAAAAUUCUUUUUGCUAGUGACAAGUGUAACAUAAAAAACGAAAUGGUACUUAAUGAUAUUCAAUUUGAAAGCAUAUUUAAACAAUUUCCAGAAACAAAAAAGGACAAUUUUUUUUUUGAAAAAAGUUAUAUAUUUCCUAAUGUUAUAAAGAGAAAUUAUACUUAUGAUGAAUUAAGUGAAAAUUUAUUUCCAAAUAUUAAACUUUUAUACGAAAACAAAAAUCGUUUGAAAAUUAUAAAUAAAAGUGAUUUCGAACAGACUACAAAAGAGAGUCAUAAAACAAAAAAUGAUGAUAUUUCUGAAUUUGGAAAUGAUAGUAUCCCAAAUUCCGAUAAUUCAAAUGAACUUAGUUCAGACAAAAAUACAGAAGAUGGGUCCUUACAUGAGGAAGAGUCUAUUAAUGAAAUGAGUGGCGAAAAAGAUGAAACGGAAGAAAAUGAAAAAGAAGAUGGCUUAGACUUAUUAGAGAAAGAAAAUGAAAUAAUAAAAGAAUGUGAAAAUUUUGAUGAAAAACUAAUUAAAACUCUAAAUAUGAAUCUAACAUAUAAAUGUACAUAUAUAUAUGAAAUCAUGGAUAUCGAACAAUCAGUUUUAUAUGAAUAUAUGGUUCCUGGUGAUUUUCUUGCCAUCCCAUUAGUAUAUUAUUCAUGUUAUAAUCUUAAUUUUUUGAAUUAUUUAUAUAAUAUAAAAAAUCAAUCGAAACAAACAGCAUUCAAUAGUUUAGAAACCAUAGCAUGUAUGCCCCAGGAGAAUAAUGAAUUCAAACUGGUAAACCCUGAAAUAAGGGAAAAAGAAAAGACAAAUUGGAUAAUUGACUUAAAAGCCGAGAAAAAAAUAGAAAUGUGUCUUUGUAUAGAUAACAGAGGAAGUGUCAAUAAAAUAAAUGAACAAAAAAUGUAUGCCCUAAUACACUUCUCUUAUCUCUUGAUUAUACGAAUGUUAAUGUGUGAAAGAAAAUUCGUUGAAAAACAGGCAAGGAAAAAGAAAGUUGAAUAUAUGAUAGAAUGCAAGAAUGGAAGCGAAGGGCAAUUAAUCGAUAAGUUUCAAACAAAAAUGCAAGAAGCUAAUCAGGAAAAUAUCAUAAAUAAAUUUAAAAAUAAAUUAGAUGAUCAUCAUUAUUUUACAGAAUCACCAAACCUAAUAAGUUACAUGGCUUCAUUCAAAUGGAUAGCAAAAAAAAUCCGCAAAUAUCAUCACAAGAUUAGCCAAAUAAAUAAAAUAAAGGUUGAGUUUAACAAUAACCUGUUACAAACCUUACUUAAUUGCUUUAUAAUAAUAGAUCAUGAAUAUUCAAAACCCUUAUCAAAAACGAUGAUACAAAAUUAUGAAUGGAAUGAAUUGAUAUUAUACAUUAACCAAAGUUUUAUGGAUCGUCUCACAAUGUUUAAUCCUCUUUUAGAAUUUGAAGAAAAGGAAAUAGAAAAACUUCAUGCAAUGAAAAAUAUGCUAAAUAUUGUUUCUUUAAAAAAGAACAACUAUCUGAACAAUAUGGAGGGAAUAACUACAUAUGGAAUAACCUUAUUGGGAUAUUUUAAUAAUGUAACCACAAAUAUUUUGUAUGAAGUUUUAAAAAUAAAAGAAGGGGAGCAAAUUUCAAAUACAUAA